Glycine soja is the source of this 2835-nucleotide messenger RNA. Its product is annotated as transcription factor bHLH123-like. The record is from RefSeq and is a predicted model, not a curated record. Gene Ontology annotation, molecular function: RNA polymerase II cis-regulatory region sequence-specific DNA binding; protein dimerization activity; DNA-binding transcription factor activity, RNA polymerase II-specific. The transcript has 7 exons. Gene Ontology annotation, biological process: regulation of transcription by RNA polymerase II. Gene Ontology annotation, cellular component: nucleus. The coding region runs from base 312 to 1694 and encodes 460 amino acids. Lineage: Eukaryota; Viridiplantae; Streptophyta; Magnoliopsida; Fabales; Fabaceae.
AAUCCGGUUAGUCGGUUACUCUUCUCAUUCAUUCCAUUGAUGAGUUUUUUUCUCUCUUCAGCUGCCAACAAUAUAAAUACUGAGAAGCAGCGAACCGUUUUUCAUUCAUUUGUUUUUUUCUCAAAACUCAACCCUCACAACACAACACACAUAGUCACACACAAUUGAACAAGAAUCUGAUGCACCAAAAUAUCACAUAUAGCAUAUCAUAGUUUAGUUUUUUUUGUUUAUCAUUUAACACACACAUAUAUAGUGGAGGCAGAAGCAAAUUACUACAAAAUUUGUUGGAUUUAUCAUCAUCAACAACAACUAUGGCAGAUAAUGAUCAAUUUCAAGCAAGUGGGAACUGGUGGGAAACAGCAAGAAGCGUGAGGUAUGAGAGCGGAGCAUCACAGUCAUCUUCCUCAGCCAUCACCAACAUAGGCAACAACUUUGGUUGGCAACAAGGUUCUGAUAUGGCAGACAUGAAGCCAAGGUCUUCCAUGGAUUCUUCUUCUGUGGUUUUCCAUGACACACAGAAUAAUAAGCUUCAGCAACCAGAUUCUGCCACUUCAACUGACCCCAACUUGCAUAUGAUGGGGCUAGGCCUUUCUUCCCAGACCAUGGAUUGGAAUCAAGCAUCUUUGUUAAGAGGAGAGAAGGGUACGGAGAACAGUUUCCGGUCGAUGCUGCAAGAGAAUUUGAGCUCAUCAAGGACCAAUUUUCAGCAAGAAACUGGGAAUAUGGGGUUGUCUCAACAAGUUCAAUGGAGGUCAGAGAAGAUGUUCUCUUCAGAGUCUUCAACCAAUGAGUUCAAGCAAGUGAAUAAUAGGGGUGGUGGUGGCUUCUCUUUGGAUCAAAGCCAGUUUAGUCCUCAAUAUAGCUCUGGGGACAGCACAGUGACAAGCCAAGGGUUACCCUCUUCUAACUUUCAGAUUGAUUCUUCAGCCUUAUAUGGGACCCCUUCAAUCUUGCAAGGACUAUUGGGACCUGAUCACAAUAACCAACCCCAACAACAACAACCUAUGAGUUUUCCAUACCAAACAACAAGCUAUGGGUUGAACUCUAAUGAGUUGGUUCCUUCUUGGUCCAAAGUUCCUCAAUUCUUGAGAGCUUCACCUCCAAAACAACCACCCAAUAACCAGUUGCAUUUCACUAACAACGCAACCUUUUGGAAUGAUUCUGAGGCUGCAAACAACAAAGAUGUUCGCCCCAGCUUCUUCCCCUCAUUGCAACCCCCUUUCUCUACGCCAAAUUUUGAAGUACAGUCAAAGAAUAUAUCAGAAGUUAGGGAGUCAGGUACCGUGGUAAAGAAAAGUGGGAAUGAGCCAGCACCCAAAAGGACCCGUAACGAAUCACCAUCUCCUUUGCCAGCUUUUAAGGUGAGAAAAGAGAAGAUGGGGGACAGAAUCACUGCACUCCAACAAUUGGUGUCGCCUUUCGGAAAGACUGAUACAGCCUCAGUGCUCUCUGAAGCCAUUGAAUACAUCAAAUUCCUCCACGAACAGGUCACUGCUUUAAGUACCCCGUAUAUGAAAAGUGGAGCUCCAAUGCAGAUUCAACAGAAUUCUGGCAAAUCUAAGGAAGCUGAGGGUCCAAAGCAGGAUCUAAGAAGCCGAGGGCUAUGCUUGGUGCCUGUUUCGAGUACAUUUCCCGUGACUCAUGAAACCACAGUUGAUUUUUGGACACCAACAUUCGGAGGAACUUCUAGAUAACAAUAAUAUUAAGGGUAAAAUGUGUUUUAGUUCUUUAAUUUUUUUUAUCAAAAUUGUUUAGUCCAUAUUUUAUAAGAGAAAUAUUUUGGUCUUUGUAUUUUAUAAUGGAUGAAUUUCGUCUUCUUUAUAAAACCUAUGGUACUAAGAUAAGGGAUGAAAUUCAUCUAUUAUAAAAAUUACAAGGACCAAAUUUUGAAGAAAAUUAAAGAAGCUAAAACACAUUUUACCCUAAUCCUAAUAAUGGAGUGGAUGGAGAAUUGGGACACGGAACCAAUACCCUGCAAGUAGCUAGCUAGGACAUGCAUGUACCUUAUCACACACCUGGCCUGCAAGUUGGGAAUGAUAUGAUGAAAGAAAAGCGAAACAGAAAGAGAACACGGAAGCCCACAUAAAUAUGUAAAGGUAGUUAGUUCUGCAGGGGUGUGGAAAAGAUGUAUUUAAAAGAGAUGGGGGAAAAUGUGUUUGAAAGAGAAAGAAAGCGAAAUGACCGUUCAAAAGAUAGCCAUAGUUGGACCAACUACAUUCAGAAUUAUGCUGGGUUUGGGGCAAUAUUGGGACCAUUGGGGGCAGAAUAAGUUGUUGUAAUAAUUGAAGAAUUAUGCUUAGAAUAGUGGGAUUAAUUAGGCGUGAUAAAAUUGCUGAAUAUAUAUAGAGAAAGUUAAGUUCUUUCUAAUUCCUAGACUAAACAAGAGGAAGAAAUUGUUGUUAGCACAAGAUAAAGGAGCUUUAUUAAUUUCUUGUUGCUAUUUGUGAAUAGAGCUGGCACUACGUACCUUUAUCUCUAGAGAAAAAAGAAUUUAAUUUGAGAGAAUCAUUGAAGUAUAGAAUAGAAGUGUGAGUGAAGGGAUGCGUCAUUUGAUUGGAAACCGCACUUUUUAUUUGUUUAUGUCUUUGGAAUAAGUAAGUGGAAGUCAGAAGGUGGCCCACGCUCCUCCUUUAGGGUUUUCAAAAAUUUUCAAAUAAAUGUUUUAUUUAACAGAAAGAUUAAUUAGAAAUAUAUUUAUAUUUGUAGAUGCUUUUUCACAUGCUUUUGUGCUUUAUACCGAAUGGCCACAUAGGUGCCCUUCCAUUGGAAGUAUGUGUAGAAAGAAAAGAGGAAAUUCAUGAAUAUUUAUAUCCUCUGAUGAGGACUUCUGGAUUA